This is a messenger RNA of Aspergillus pseudonomiae, 2073 nucleotides long. RefSeq names its product gelsolin family protein. Lineage: Eukaryota; Fungi; Ascomycota; Eurotiomycetes; Eurotiales; Aspergillaceae. The coding region runs from base 336 to 1526 and encodes 396 amino acids. Gene Ontology annotation, molecular function: actin filament binding. The record is from RefSeq and is a predicted model, not a curated record. The transcript has a single exon.
AAUUAUAGACAAAUACCCUGAUUCAGCUGGAUUUCAAUAUCUUUGUGGACGGUAUCACGUGACCAUUUGGAAGGUCCUUGGUGACGCUCACGAGGGCAUGCCCUAUGGUGUAGAGAGGACCCAGAAACCGGCCUACCACCGUGGCAAAGACCAGAAAUCACCACUUCACCAGUGUUUAGAGUGUCUCUCCGACCGAGAGUCUCUUAUUACUAUCACGAUUACCCCGCCAUCGGGUCAGCCACUGGACCCACUUGCGUGCGUCAUUAGCAAGAUUUCCCGCCAACAAAUCUCCAGAGAUAAACAGAAUUAACCACCAACUAACCGACUAACUCACCAUGGCGCCUCACGAAGGAUUAGUGCACCCCAAGGAAUAUGACAUCAAGGACAGCAAUGUGGAACUGAUCGGAUCCGAUCUCGACCAUCGCGUCAAGUACAAUUCGGCGGCCACGGAGCCGGCCUGGAACAACGGUCAGAUCGGACGGGAGGCCGGGCUGUGGAUCUGGCGGAUUGAAAACUUCGAGGUCGUGCCCUGGCCCAAAAGCCGCGCGGGCGAGUUCUACGACGGGGACAGCUACAUCGUGCUGCACUCAUACAAAGUCGGAGAUGACAAACUGGGCCACGACAUCUUUUUCUGGCUGGGCAGCAAAACAACCCAGGACGAGGCCGGCACCGCCGCGUACAAGACGGUUGAGCUGGACGAAUUCCUGCACGGAGCGGCGACCCAGCAUCGUGAAGUCCAGCAACAGCCGUCCGAGGAUUUCGUGUCGCUGUUCCGUCGCAUCACCAUCCGGUCUGGCGGUGUGGCCUCAGGAUUCAACCAUGUGGAAGAAGAAGCACCCAAGGAGGUGACGACGUUGCUGCGCGUCUUCAAGCAUCCGGGGGCCGGCCGGAUUGACUCGAUUAUUGUGUACGAGGUUCCACCCAGCUGGCAGAGCCUCGAUGACAAAGAUGUCUUUGUUUUGGACAAGGGCGACAAGAUCUGGGUGUGGCAGGGAAAGACCUGCAGCCCGAUGGAAAAGGCCAAGGCCGCUCAAGUGGUGAACGAUAUGACGCUGGCGAAGCACGUCGAUGUGGAAGUUCUAUCGCAACUGGAGUCGCGAUCGAAGAUCUUCGUCGACCUGUUAGGGGGCAAGGAGGUGGACCAACUCUCGUUCCAGGCUCCCCGUCCGGUCUCAUUCUCCCAGCGAUCCCAUGAUGCCAGCGGCGCGUUGCGUCCUUCCAAACUAUUCCGCCUCAGCGACGCCUCGGGCACGCCCUCCUUCAAUCUCGUCAAGGAUGGCGGGCCCGUCCGCCGGUCGGACUUGGACGGAAACGAUGUAUUCCUAUAUGACGUGGGUAGCCGAUUGUGGGUCUGGCAAGGGUCGGGUGCCAGUGAAGGCGAAAAGGCGUUGUGGCUCAAGGUGGCCCAGGCUUAUGUUCGUCAUCUACAACAACAGCAGGACGAUUCUGACGCAUACCUGACCCCGAUCUCUAAAGUUGUGGAAGGCUACGAAUGCCCGGCAUUCCUGAGAAGUAUCCAGGUUUAGGUAGCAGCGGCCACACGGCGUACAUAGAUGGUCUUAGAUGAAUGUCUUGCAUCUGUCAGACCAAUUUGGAAAUUGAAGAGGUUCAUCCGCGGAUAGAAGCGGCCGCGGCGUUAGUAAGUCUUGUUGGAUCACAGUCAAUAGGCUUGAUAUAAGAGUGUAGAUUGUCAUCAACUAUAUCACGUGUAUACAGAUGGAUUAGUAUCUAAGACUGUGUUAUUGCAACAGUGAUCUUAUCCGACCGUCGAGAAAACGUCGAGAUAGUCCCCGAGCCACCUGAACAACGGCUGGAAUCCGUUUAACAGCUCUCCUUCCUAUCUCCAGGCCCGCGUCUGAGUCUAAACGCGAGUAUCAUCGGGAAUUCAGUGAAAUUCCUCGCUGCAUAUUCACGCGAGGGCUCGCGGAAGGUGUCAUCGAAGUUCGUUUCCUCAAGGGCAUCGAGGAUGAGACCGGUCCGAAAGAACGGGGCAAAUAGAUCUUGAAACGACCUGUGGAAUGAGAUCUACCGUUCUAUCAUUAGUCCUUCGGAAUGCAGACGUUGCGGCUGGAA